AUGAGAGUUGCCGUUCACGUGACUAAUGAAAGCGAUUUGAUUGGUGUAAAUGAGUUGAAAGUGUGUGAAAAAGCAGCAAACAGUCAGUUAUUUCAGUCGUUGAGUAUCAGUCAGUGUCUUCACAACUCAUUUGGCACACCAUUCGUACCAUUAAGACCUCUUAAGACAUCACUUCAACACAUCCAACCGUAUUAUCUAUUGGUCGACACAAUGGCUAACAAACAGCUGAGGAGUCCUUUCGGGCUAUUUAUGGCCAAAAUGAAGAGAUUGGACGCGAAGUACCGGUCGAUGUCGAUGUCGACCGCCGUUGGGAAGGUUAAUGAGGUC
Oppiella nova is the source of this 327-nucleotide messenger RNA. The record is from the annotation of a GenBank genome assembly. NCBI's taxonomy places the organism in Eukaryota, Metazoa, Arthropoda, Arachnida, Sarcoptiformes, Oppiidae.